Molecule: messenger RNA, 1604 nt
Organism: Saccostrea cuccullata (small rock oyster)
Lineage: Eukaryota; Metazoa; Mollusca; Bivalvia; Ostreida; Ostreidae
Exons: 3
Coding region: 478-1452 (324 amino acids)
Source: RefSeq, a predicted model, not a curated record
GUGGCACUCGUGUACUAUCAGUUAUACAUUCGGAACUCUUCGUAAUAUUGUCUAACUGUAAACUUGCCGCAGUAUUGUUGCGUCCCUCUGUGCACAAACUUUGGGGGGCAUAGGUUUCCCACGGAAUCUACUCUUCGGGAAAAGUGGAGGGUAGCUAUAAAAAGGGUUUAUCAAAGGACGAAGCGGCUUUGGGAGCCGGGGAAAUAUGAUGUUGUGUGUUCGUCUCACUUCCGAGACGAAGACUUCACAUCCACGUUAUUAGUUAUUUGCUGUUUUUAAACCAUUCAACUCAAGACAUCUUCAUCUUCCCGAGUUUUGUGGUGGUACAAUGCAGGAGCAAGGCGUGUGCUGCAUAAAGGAGCCAUACCAAGUAUUUUCCCAUUUAGGCCGAAAGAACAGGCGAGAAGAACAAAGAUAUGCAGGGAGCGUGACAGAUCAGUAGUUGAUAUAAACAAUGUUAAUGUUGUGUCAUGUGAAAUGAAACUGGAGGAAGAUGUUGUAAAGUCAGAUGAAAAUAAUCAACCAGAUGAAUUAAUUUGUCCAGUACUGGGAAAAUUUUCAAUUGAGCAAUUAAAACAAGAACCAAAGAAAGUGAAAUAUUACACAUCAUUUAAUGACUAUGAACACUUUAUGUUUUUCUAUUACUCCUUGGGACCAGCUGUUGAUCACUUAAGCUACAAGAGUAGCUUAUUAUCAUCAAAGGAUGAACUUUUUCUUACAUUAAUAAAAUUACGCCAAGGCAAAGAGGAUAGGGAACUCAGCUUUUAUUUCAGUGUUUCAGAGACAACCGUUUCUAAAAUUAUUGUGACUUGGAUUACCUUUCUGUAUUUUCAGUUGAGAGAAAUUAACAUUUGGCCAUCUCGUGAAAUUGUUAGUGAACAUAUGCCUUUAGAUUUCAGAAGGAAAUUUCCUCUGACAAGAGUAAUUUUGGACGCUACGGAGAUUCCCAUUCAGAAACCAUCACAUGUGGACAGUCAAUGCGCAACAUGGUCUUCGUAUAAACACAGAAAUACUCUAAAAACAAUGGUGGGGUGCACACCAAGAGGAACUGUGUCAUUUAUCAGCGAUUCCUAUGGUGGGUCUGUGAGUGACAGGCAGAUCAUCGAGAGAUCAGAUUUGAUCAAACCUGAGCUCAGGCAUUUCAAAAAGAAAGACAGUAUCAUGGCGGACCGUGGUAUCAUGAUUCAAGACCUAUUUGCAACACGGGAUGUUUUUGUCAAUAUCCCAACUAUGUUAAAGGGAAAGAGUCAACUGGAACCAGAAGAAGUGGUACAUGACCGUCGUGUAGCAUCCAAAAGAAUCCAUAUAGAGCGUGUUAUUGGACUUGCCAAGACAUUCAAAAUAUUGCGCAAUUCAUUACCUUCAAGCAAAGUUAUCCUUGGGUCUAGAAUCAAUUACGUUUGUUUUUCUAUAGUUAAUUUCCGUCCUUGUAUUGUAAAUCAAAAUUCUUAAGAUUCAGAAUGUAGGAAUUAUGGUAAUAUUUAUUGACAUUAUAGCUAUGUCUGAUUUACUGUCAUUGGAAUACACAACUGACAAUGUAGAAUGUGAAGUGUAUGCGAGUGUUAAUUGUAUAAUUAAAUUCUAUCUUGAAGAUGAGCUGUAAA